GGGAAAAAAGCUCUGACUAGUCUAGAAGACUUAAAAGUGUAUUUCUUGCAGUUUAGUUAACUGCACUUGAUCUUGUAAUGACUAAUGACAAUUUUUAAGUGAUGGUUGUAAUAAAAUUCAGUUUUUUGAUUAGUUUUUCAAAUGUUUUUACCAUUUUGAGUCAGCGCAUCAUCAUCCUCUGGUAUUAACAACCGAACAAAUUCCGAGCCACUUAAUCGACCAGUUGUUUGAAGACAUCGUAACAAAUCAAUUCGUUCAAAAUGAAGCAAUCCGUUUAUUAUUUCGAUAUUGUCGAUUAUAUUAUUUUUGGGGCCAUGUUAUUUUUGUCGGCCCUAACUGGUAUUUAUUUUGGCUGUAGAGGAAAAAUCAACAAAAAGCGGGAACCGGAAUCUUUUAAAGAUUAUCUAACAGGAAACAAAAAUCUUAAACCUUUUCCGGUUGCCAUGUCGCUAAUUGCAAGUUACAUAUCAGGGGUGACAAUGCUUGGAACCCCCGCCGAAGUGUACAAUUUUGGAGCUCAGUAUUGGUUAAUUGUUUUUGCAAUGUCCCUCAGUGGUCUCACAGUGGCUACCGUUUAUCUACCAGUAUUCACCAAGCUGCAAGUUUGUUCCUCAUACGAGUAUUUGGAGCUAAGAUUCAGCAAGAUCCUGCGAACAAUAGCGUCCCUUUUAUUCCUCUUAGACGAAAUCAUGUUUUUACCAAUGUUGAUCUACGUUCCGUCCCUUGCAUUUAAUCAAGUCUCUGGGGCAAAUCUACAUUUGAUCGGUGCUAUUGUCUGCACGGUUUGCGUUUUUUACACAAUUUUGGGUGGUUUGAGGGCUGUGGUUUACACCGACACUUGGCAAACUGUAGUUAUGUUUAUUUCCGACAUGGUAGUGGUAAUUUUGGGAGUCGUUGCCAUCGGAGGAAUGAGUGUUAUUAUCGAACGAUCCUCUGCUGGUAACAGGAUCCAGUCACUGAAUUUUAAUCCCAGUAUGUACGAAAGAUAUACAGUAUUUAGCGUUCUAAUUGGAGGAUUCACUUACUGGACUUCUUUCAAUGCGGUCAAUCAGACAAUGGUGCAGAGAUACUUAUCAUUACCAAAUAACAAAGAGGCUAGAAUAGCCAUAGCUAUUUUUACAGUAGGAGUUGUAUUUUUUAUAUCAAUGUGUUGUUUCGCUGGUCUUCUUCUAUUUGGCACAUAUCAUGACUGUGAUCCUCUAGCAGCAAACAGAAUAUCAAACAGUGACCAGCUUCUUCCUCUGUUUGUUGUUGAAACUGCGGGACAUUUAAGAGGCGUUCCUGGGCUUUUUAUUGCUGGUGUUUUUGGAGCUGCAUUAAGUUCUUUAUCGGUUGUUCUAAACUCAUCAGCUGUUGUUUUGUUGGAAGACUUUUUCCGCGGAGUUUGUCAUUUUAGUAUAACGGAGAGACAGGGCAAACUAUUUACGAAAAGUAUAAUAUUAAUUCUAGGAAUUGCUUCUGUAUGUCUUGUUUUUGUUGUUGAAAAAAUGGGUAGCGUCUUUGCAGUUGCCACUUCGCUAUCUGCAAUUGUUGCAGGAACAAUGUUUGGUGUUUUUACGCUUGGAAUGCUAGUACCUUGGGCUAACGUCAAGGGCGCAGUGGUGGGCUCAGUUAGCGGAUUUUUAAUGUCUUGUAUCGUUUCUUACGGUCAAAUGUAUGUCGCUUCUGCUAAAAUGGUGGUCCCUCGGCCACUUCCUGUGUCUAUAGAAGGCUGCGCUGCAACUUAUGGUCUCAAUGUUACCGAGCCGCCUGAAAUAGAAUAUCCGGAUGAAAGCAAGGUUUUUCCUCUGUUCCGGUUGUCUUUCCUGUGGAUAACACCGAUUGGUGUUUUCACGGUGAUCGCUGUGGGUAUUAUAACGAGUUUUCUGACGGGAAAAACUGAUCUGAAGACUUUGGAUCCGGAGCUGAUAUCGCCUGUAAUGCACUGGGUCCUGCCCGAGGAGGCGCAGAAUUACGCAGGAUCUGCUGUGAGGAAGAUUAAACACCAGCGACUGUUUGGCAAUGAGGCAAUUGCAUCGCCUUCAGUAACAAUGAAUUUAAAUGAGAGACGAGAUACGGAAAGUCCCGACAACAGAUGAAAAUUGAAAACAUGUUAUAACUUAUCUCACUUUUGUAUAAAUGUUGUACUCAUUAAUAUUGAUGUUUUAUUAAUAAAAUUUAAACGUAAA
Tribolium castaneum (red flour beetle) is the source of this 2168-nucleotide messenger RNA. RefSeq names its product Sodium/solute co-transporter-like 5A11 (gene SLC5A11). The transcript is spliced from 13 exons. Gene Ontology annotation, biological process: transmembrane transport; sodium ion transport. Gene Ontology annotation, molecular function: symporter activity. Lineage: Eukaryota; Metazoa; Arthropoda; Insecta; Coleoptera; Tenebrionidae. The coding region runs from base 261 to 2078 and encodes 605 amino acids. Gene Ontology annotation, cellular component: membrane. The record is from RefSeq and is a predicted model, not a curated record.